AUGAGACCCCUCCAAGCCGGGAACCGGAUGCUGCGCAGCAGCGCUCUGCGCGCCCAGGUUCUGUCUCGGGCAACACCGUCCCUGGGACCCCUCAUCCCAACGCUCCAGGCUGCUAUCAUCAACAGCACUGCCACCAUUACUCCCGCGGGCAACUUCAUCGCCGUUAGGUCAUUCUCAUAUACCACUCCCUGCGCCAAGAAGAAAGACAAAGCAUCCAAGGACUCGUCCAGCAAAGCCUCCUCCAGCUCCAACAAUGACUCCGGAGACACCCCUUCCGACCACAAAAAACCCGACCCUUCCGCACCCUACGACUUCACCGACGUAACGCAAGCCCUGGACCGCCUCGAGAAGCGCUACCUGGACGAACUCAAGAAGCUCCGGUCCGGCGGACGCUUCAACGCCGACAGCAUCGGCGCCAUCCCCGUGCAACUCUCCAAAAAUCCCGCCGACACCUACCCCCUGCGGGAGCUUGCAACCAUCGCCCCGCUGGGCGGCCGCCGCUGGAGCAUCCUUGCCUUCGAAGAAUCCUCCGUGAAACCCAUCAUCAGCGCUGUCCUCCGCGCGCCCGAGUAUAACCAGCAGCCGCAACGGAGUGAGGAAAAUCCUCUUGAACUGACGAUAACGGUUGAGCUGGAGAAGGCAGAUGAUUUGGCGAAGCGGGCGAAGGAAGUUUGUCAGCGGUGGAGGGACCGGGUCAGGGAGGAGGUGCAUAAGCGGCUGGAGGUGCAUAAGAAGUGGCUGAAGGGGAAGCUGAUCGUGCAAGAUGAUGAGAAGAAGCUGAAGGAAAAGCUGCAAAAGUUGCAGGAUGAGCGGAUGAAAGGGAUUCAGAAUAAGGAGAAGGAGGCGGUGCAGCAGAUCAUGGCUAGGGGAAGUCAGUGA
This is a messenger RNA of Thermochaetoides thermophila DSM 1495, 879 nucleotides long. RefSeq lists its product as uncharacterized. The transcript has 2 exons. Gene Ontology annotation, biological process: translation. Gene Ontology annotation, cellular component: mitochondrion. The record is from RefSeq and is a predicted model, not a curated record. Bases 1 to 879 code for a protein of 292 amino acids. NCBI's taxonomy places the organism in Eukaryota, Fungi, Ascomycota, Sordariomycetes, Sordariales, Chaetomiaceae. Gene Ontology annotation, molecular function: ribosomal large subunit binding.